Messenger RNA from Nomia melanderi (Alkali bee), 6101 nucleotides. Lineage: Eukaryota; Metazoa; Arthropoda; Insecta; Hymenoptera; Halictidae. The record is from RefSeq and is a predicted model, not a curated record.
UAGAAAUAGUUCGUUUAUAUAAGCUGAGCGAUCGGUCGUGUUGUCAGUGUGUCAGCUAGUCCGACCAAUGGCAGCCCGACCGUGAAUUGUGCAGCAGCUUUAACGUAUCGUCAGAAAUGUUAACGACGCACGACACGAUGACAAUAGGUUAAUUGCGUACCUCCUGGACACUGGAAAAUGCAAUUUUCUUCCACUGCAGCGUCGAACACUUCAUGUAUGUCCUUAAUCUUUUUCGCAACGGUGAUCGCAUUGUGAAAUAAGUCCCCGAAAAUCGAUUCCGCGGACAAAACGGCAUCUCUCAGGUUGGCUAGCAAACCCGUACCAUAACCGGACCAAGCAUAUGCUAGGAAAGUUAAAACGUAAACCAGGACUUUUCGAUAUUGCAAAAAAUCCAUUGUCACAGAUUCCUUACACACUGCCGACACACUGUUCCACCGGCCCGUGGAUAUUUUUAGGUGAUUCGACUUACAUAGGUGUACACAAUUCCGGACACGUGGUAGCAAACGACGAAAUACUUCUUCGCGAUUCACUUUCGUCAUGCAUCAUAUACAUAUCAUUACGUUUGUAACGUAGUCGUGUAAAGAACGUCGUUUUAUAAUACCGAAAAAAAAGACAAACAAAAAAUGAUGCGUUCAUAGAGCAGUUCGUGAAUUGAUCAAUAUUUAUUCUUUUGCAUUACUGUUCAAGAAAGUGAUUAAAUAUAUUUUCAUAUUGGAAGAUGGCGAAGCAAUGGCAGACAAAGUACCAUUUGUUGCUGGACGUCUUCAUGACCCGACUAGUCGAUGACUAUCGUGUUGGAAGUGUUCUUUUGACACUUGACGUUACGGAUUAUCGAACUGUUUGUAAGGUUUCUUCGGGGUAAAAAUGGUGUAAGAAAUAGUGCUGUGAGGACGAUGAGCAGGAUCGCGAAAAUGGCCUGUCCAGGUGGUGGUCUGUACGUCGUCGAGGGAGAGGUUUGUCUCCUCGUGACGGCUAUGAGACGGGGUGCUCGAUGGUCUUCGCAUUCUCAUCAGGAUGAUGAUCAGGACAAUCUUAUGAAGGGUUUGUCUACCUUGAAAGAAGCACUGAAUGAAGCAAAAGAUCUGUCCCAGUUGGAACCAGGAGUGUUUCUAGCACCAUUCCUAGAAAUAAUAAGAUCGGAAGAAACAACAGGACCUGUUACGAGCCUUGCAUUAUCUGCUGUUAACAAAAUGAUAUCUUAUGGCCUGAUUGAUCCAGAUCAUCCUGCAAUAGCACAAUGCGUAGAAGCUGUUGCAGAUGCAGUAACACAUGCAAGAUUUGUGGGGACAGAUGCAUCUGGAGACGGAGUUGUUUUAAUGAGAAUACUUCAGGUUCUAAGAGCUCUAACAUUAUCUCCAGCUGGAGAUUUUCUGUCGAAUGAAAGCAUUUGUGAAAUUAUGCUCAGUUGUUUCAGGAUAUGUUUUGGACCACAUCUAAGUGAAUUAUUAAGAAAAACAGCUGAGCAUUGUCUGAGAGAUAUGGUUCAACAUCUCUUUACUCGUUUACCCCAGUUCGCUGAUGACACAAGAGCUCUAUUGAACAUGAGGAAAAUGAGAACCAACAGUAUGGAAAGCACUCGUAGUAAAAACAGGAGAAAUAAGAGUCAUUUUAAACAGAAGGUCAAACCAAAUCCAGAAGAUACGGAUGACAGUGAAGUUCAACUUGUAAACUCUGUUGAUAGAGUGAAAACAGGUCAUUUGGCAACAACACCUGUUGCUCCUGCAGGAAAUAUUGUGGAUAUGCAAGGAUCGUUGGAACAAGGAACUAUGGAAAAUGCAGAAGAUGAGAAGAACGAUAACAAGGAAAAUGGUAAAAAAGAUUUAAACGAAAAAAGUGACACUUCCAAAGAGGAAGAUGUUGAAGAUGGAACGAAAUGUAAGGAUAACGAUGAGGGAACCGUACAGAGUACAAAUACUUCAAUGGAUAAAGAACAACCUGCACAGGAGGAAUGUAAAAAUCCAGAAAAUGAAAACGCGGAUGGACAGAAUCAAACGAAAGAAACGCCUGUGGUUCAACAGGAAAUUCAAGAAAAUCAAUCGGUUAGCGAUGACAGGAGUCCGGAAAUGAUACAGUCUCCGACGGGAAGUGUAGAAGAUUUAUCGAUAGACGAAAGUAGCAAUAGUGGACAGAAAACGCCUAAGAUAAAGGAAUCCGAACACGUCGAGGAAUAUAUUAAUGCCCAAGGAGUUCGAUUCAUGUCACUUCAACAAUUAGCGCCAUAUGGUGCUCUAUGCGUCCGUGAAUUAUUUCGUUUUCUCGUGUCCCUCUGCAGCCCUCUUGAUAAACAGAAUAACGAAGUAAUGACCCAUUUGGGUCUUAGUUUGUUACAAGUAGCUUUAGAAAUCGCAGCUGACGCCCUUUCCAAUUUUCCAUCGUUACUUGCUCUCGUGAAAGAUGAUCUUUGUCGAAAUCUUAUCUUGCUUCUUGGCACGGAUCGACUGUCGAUCCUUGCAGCUGAUUUGCAAGUGUCGUUCCUACUGUUUGAAUCACAGAGAGAACAUUUAAAAUUCCAAAUGGAACAUUACAUAACGAAAUUAAUGGAAAUCGUGUACUCUGACUCGAAUAGGAUAUCAUACGAUCAACGGGAAUUGGCGCUGGAAGCCAUUGUAAGGUUGUGGAGAAUACCCGGGUUGCCCGCAGAACUGUAUCUAAAUUAUGACUGCGGUUUAUACUCGACAAAUUUGUACGAUGAAUUAAUGAAACUCCUGUCGAAGAACGCCUCUGCGAUAAUGGGAAGUAUGUACAGUAUGCAGUUCAUCUCAUUAGAUGCCAUAAUUAUGCUGAUUUCUGGUAUGGAAAUCAGAUGUAAAGGGUACAAAGAGUUGUGUAAACCUUCGCGUCACAGCGCUUCAGCGAAUCUUCCUACGCGAGAAGAAUUGCUCGCUAUAAAGUCUAAUAAGCGGUGGCUGGUGGUGGGAACGGAAAAAUUUAACGAAAGUCCAAGGGAAGGUAUUGCUAAGCUGACGGAACACGGUUUAUUGGGCGGCAGCCCAGGUAAUCCCGAUCCAGAGAAAGUAGCUAAAUUUUUGAAAGAGAAUCCCAGUCUGGACAAGAAAGCUAUCGGGGAAUAUAUCAGUAAAAAGGAAAACAAGAAUAUUUUAAACUGUUUCGUUCAUAGUUUCGAUUUAAGGAAUACGCGUGUCGAUCAAGCCCUACGUUUGUACUUGGAAUCGUUUCGACUCCCUGGCGAAGCGCCACUCAUCUCUUUGUUGCUCGAAAAAUUCGCGGAACAUUGGCACGAUAGUAAUGGCAAGCCGUUUGCUUCAGCAGACGCCGCAUUUACUUUGGCAUACGCUGUGAUCAUGUUAAACGUUGAUCAACAUAAUUACAACGUGAAACGACAGAACAAUCCAAUGACUGCCGAUGAGUUUAAAAGAAAUUUGAAGAAGGUUAACGGCGGAUCCGAUUUCGAUCAGGAUAUGCUCGAUGAAAUUUAUACUUCCAUUAAGGGCGAGGAAAUUGUAAUGCCAGCCGAACAGACUGGCUUGGUAAAGGAUAAUUACUUGUGGAAAGUCUUAUUGCGCAGAGGCGCUGGAGCUGAAAGCUUCUACCUGAAAGUUGGGAAUGCCGGAGAAUUCGUGGAUAAGGAACUGGCUGAGCAGGCUUGGGCUCCCAUCAUUAGCGCACUUUGUCGAGCGUUCGAUAAAGCACCCGACAGAUCGUUGCAACGCCGAGUUGCCGAAACAUUCCUCCGAUGUGCUUCGAUAAGCGCUCAUUACGGCAUGAGCAGCGAUUUAGACACGCUUGUGGUCAGUUUGUGUAAGUUCACAGGUCUUGCCACCGGUGGUGAUCCUGAUCAGGUGGUCUCGCAGCUUGGAGGGAGCGGCAAGUAUCAUCAGUUAGCUGCGAGAACCCUCUUUAAAAUCACUCACAUGCAUGGGGAUGCGAUAAGAGCCUCGUGGAAGAACAUCGUCGACUGUUUGCAGUCAUUGUACAAAGCAAGGUUGUUACCAAAGAGCCUCACCGAGGGAGAAGAUUUCAUAGAUGCGUCCGGGAAGAUAUCUUUGCUGCGAGAACCGGCUACGCCAAAACCACCGCCCACCGAUCAAGGAAUAUUCUCCAGCUUGUAUUCUUACAUAGCACUGGAUACCUCGCGCACUUCUCAUCCGGCGGAAGCGACAGCUAGGAAAAGGGCCAGCGAAUUCGUGGCCAACUGUUACCUCAAACAGAUCAUCGAGGAGAGCAAAUUCUUACAAGAAGAAUCCCUUCGCUCUCUCGUCGGUGCUCUGCUCUUUAGCAAUCAUCAGGACGAAGAUGUCUCCGUAUUCCUACUGGAACUUUUGUUGGAAGUAACCAUUCAGAAUCGCGACAGGGUAACGUGCAUUUGGCCAAUAGUUCAAGCGCACAUGGAUGGUCUAUUGACGACAGCUGCAAGAGAAAAUCAUCCCUAUCUUCUGGAACGAGUAGCAGUUGGAAUGUUAAGACUGGCGAUCAGAUUGCUGCGAGGAGAAGAAUGCGCGUGGACUGUACUACCUCCUUUGUUACCGCUAACCCAUCUACCUUCAGCGACAACGGCGCCUCUCGCUCGGCAGAUUGCAUACGGUUUAUUCGAGUUACUGAAAACUGGAGCUGCUAAUAUUCACAGCACAGAUGAUUGGAAAGUGGUGUUCAGUUUGCUAGAAUGCGCCGGGGCUGGUGCAUUGUCACCGAAGCAAUCUAAUACGGUACUAGACGAAGUAACGAAUUCCAGGACGUCGGUGUUAGAUCCCAGGCCCAUUAGUCCUGUACCUGAAUGGAUGCUAAUGUCACCCACGGGAACAGAAGCGCCUCUUCCAGUGGCCGCCGACACAAUUAUUCUCGACCGAGAUCUGCAACAGCACGAUCCAGCCGCCCUGAUUAAGUGCUGCGAAAGCUUAACGUUUCUAGUCAGAGAUGUGGCGCAUGUGACCCCGUUCAACUUCGAACUGUGCAUUCGUUGCGUGAGAACGUUCGCUGAGGCGGUUCUCCAAUGCACAGGGAAAAGAAGCAGGAUGCACAGUUCAGUAGAAGAACCAGUCGGGUAUCAGCAGUGUCCUAUUCAGCUGCUGGAUCUGAUGCACACGUUGCACACUCGAACCGCUCAAGUGUUUCGAUGGUGGGCAGAAGAGAGCAACUCUACGGAGCCAGUUUCCCUGUGGCCACAGGCGUGGAGGCCACUGUUGCAAGGUAUCGCGAGAUUGUGUUGCGACGCGCGCAGACCGGUUCGCACUGCGGCAAUAACAUAUCUACAGAGCACGCUUCUAGCUCACGAUUUAGCUCAAUUAUCAGCGGUGGAGUGGUCCCAGUGUUUGGAGCAAGUGCUCUUCCCUUUGCUGGCUCAAUUGCUAGGACCGAUAGCGGCGAACGAUCCCAUCGGAGUCGAAGAAACGAGGGUCAGGGCGGCUAUGCUGCUAUCCAAGGUUUUCCUUCAUCAUCUGAACCCUCUGCUGACCCUUCCCGGAUUUCUACCUUUAUGGCUCACCGUCCUAGAUUUGCUUCGCGCGUAUAUGCACGCGGACAAUAGCGAAUUACUCUUCGAAGCCAUACCGGAAUCUUUGAAGAACAUGCUGCUCGUGAUGUCCUCUGCCAACGUUUUAGCACCGGACUCGAAUCUGUGGACACCUACCUGGAGGACUAUCGACGGAUUCUUGCCUAACCUAAAGGACGAAUUGUUCCCCGAGCCACCUCCGCCUCCGGUACCAUCGCAGACACAACAGACACAAGUAAUCAGUUUGGUAGAGCAGCAGCAGCCGUCGUUCACGGGAUCUAUCGCGCCGCAACCGGAGACCGUGGCGAAUGAAACCGAACAACCACCAGAGGAGCAAGAAGCUGACGCUCAACUCGCAGCAACGGAAGCUACGAAUCCUAGUCUAGCGAACAACUCCGUCUCUAUAUCAGUUCCGUUGACGCCAUCGUUGUUCGAUGACCUCUAUAAGCAGGAACCGCAGCGCGUUGGAACGGUGAACCGUGCGAACUCGUCCGAGACGACAGCUAUAAGCUCUACGGCGGCGACGAUGUUUAAUUCUGCGGCGUAUUUUAGCGAGGAUCCCGCGGCGGAUCGACUAUUCGCCGUGACCAAUCCUUGACCACUGUACAUUCGUUAUGUAUAUUGUAUGAUAUAAAGUAUUUCUAUGAAGCACGAG